This is a messenger RNA of Dentiscutata heterogama, 1002 nucleotides long. The record is from the annotation of a GenBank genome assembly. NCBI's taxonomy places the organism in Eukaryota, Fungi, Glomeromycota, Glomeromycetes, Diversisporales, Gigasporaceae.
AUGGCAUUAUUUCAUCAAAAUGUAGUUCCAAGUCCUACUUCAUCAAUAUUUACAAAGUUUAAGAAUUUUGGAAAAAACCAAGUGCCUCCGACGUUCUCGAACAUUUACGUGAAGUGGCCUCAGAACUUAAUGAAGAAUGUGAAGAAAAUACUCUUACAGAGACAGAUUUCUAUGAAGGAGAAAAAAAUUUUUUUAAAUAUAUAUCCAAAUGAUCCAAAUGAAAAUAUUUUGGAUGAAUUAAAUUGGGUAUCAGCAGAUAAACUAAUUAUUGGUGCUAGCAGAUUGGAUCAAAGCUUUGUCAAACCCAGUCUUGCAAAAUAUGAAAAGUUAUUGAAAACUGCGGGGGCUGAUGAAAUAAGAAGACCAAACGUUUAUGAUUAUAUUCAAGUUAAACAAAAAAAUGAAGAUAUAAACUUAAAGUCGGAAAGUCUUGUCAAAUCACUUCAACAAUUAUUAGAAGCCGAAUCUUGUAAUUUACUUAAUGAUGUAAUAUUUACCAUAGAUCAUUUUAGUUCUGAAAUGCAAGAAAAGUGGAAAAAUUUUGCUGAAGAAUAUGGUGAAAUUCGUGCAAAUAGAUACGUGCUUGCAGCAGUUUCAAAUCACUUCAAAAUUGCAUUUUCAAGUAGUUAUAGAGAUGGAGACCCAUAUAAAGCAGCAAGAAUUCCUGCGUGUGAUAUUAAUCCUGAAUCAUUUAAAAUUAUGUUAAGAUACCUAUACGCUAUGCCACUUGAUACGGCUAUUAAUCUUACAAAGUGUAAUUCAGAUAACUUUAAUAACAUUAGAAAUGAAGAUAAUUACGGCGAUUAUAUUGAUGAAGAGAUUGCUAAAGAAAAAGAAAGACAAUUAACUAUCCUACUAGAUUUUUUGAAAGCAUCGGACUAUUAUGCAAUAGCAGACUUGAAAAAGGAUACUAUAGAGAAAAUUAUUAGUGAUGGCUAUGUUGAACGUCUUAACGCUGAUGAUAUUUCUAAAUAUGCUAGCGAACAUAAUGCUAACUUGCUU